UGGCGUCGCUUAUAAUAAUUACUUCUGUAAUGGAUAGAUCUCCUUAUCCUCAAUCUAUGACGAGUCGAGAAACUCAACUUUACGUGUCCUUUCUUUCACAUGUAUUUCACCAUCCCAAACUACUUCCACAAUCACUCUCUCCCUUCUUUAUUGAACUCACCGUUCUCUUGCCUAAAUUAUCAGAACCAACAAAAAGCUCCCCCAGUACCUUUUCCAAGUCACCCAAAAGCCAAUUUAUUAUAGACCCCUUCAAUUCCCUUUUAGUUCUACAAUUGCUAAUUAAUACUACAAGUCCCUCCAAAAAACAAAAGAAAAAAAAAGAAAAAAGAAAAAUGGCUCUCAAUCUCCCAAACUCUUCUACUUCACACUCUAAAGACCAUUCCUUCCACCACAAACGCCUUCUCUCCUAGCAACCCCAAAUUUCCCAUUCCAUUAUCCUUCUUCUAUUUCUCCCUAUUUCAAAUUUUCACUAUCUCUACCUAUCACGAGAGAAUGGAAAAUCAUGGCACCCAAUACAACUCCACUCUAUCAUUAAUCCUUGUCGCAAUAUUCUUUAUGACAAUGGCCUCAAGCCAAUUGUCCGCCGCAAACGACGACAAAUACGUCCGACAAGCCUGCGCAGUAACGCGAUACCGCAGCCUCUGCAUUCGCUCGCUUUCUCCGUUCUCGGACGCGGCCAAGACGAGCCCGAGCCGUUGGGCCAGAGCGGGCGUCUCGGUGACGAUAACCGAAGCGAAGAGCGCCGUUCAGUACUUGAUCAAGCUCAAACGACAAGAGAACCGCGCUAGGGGAGCAAGAAACAGUGCCGCGCUCUCUGACUGCAUAGAGUGCUUCGGAAACGCCAUAGACGAGCUCCACAAGUCGCUCGGGAUUCUGAGGAACUUGAAUAGGAGAACGUUCGGGACGCAAAUGGGAGACCUCAACACGUGGUUGAGCGCCGCGCUGACGGACGCCGACACUUGCUUGGACGGUUUUGAGGGCCAAAAGGGAAGGGAAGUGAGGCGGAUUCGGAGCCGGGUUUCGAGAGCGAGUUGUGUUACGAGCAAUUCGCUUGCUCUUGCCAACAAGCUUGCCUCCACUGGUUUGAGAGCCAUUGAUAUGCCAUAAGAGAAGAUAAUAUUGGUUUGAGAUCAUAGGGUUACUUUUGGCGAAGAAAGAAACAGGGACUAAACAAUAAUUAUAUGUAUGGAUAAAUAAAUUAAGACUAGGAAAUCAUUACAUGUUCAUGUCGUUUGAGAAUUACUCGUUUAUUAUGUAUGCUUAUCUUUGUGUACUUGAAAUAUGAUGUCAUAUAAUACAGACAAUAAUAGUAUCUUCAUGUAGUUUACUGCAAUUCUGAAUUGUGGUGGCACUAUACAAAAAGAAAUGACGUGCAUUUUUAUUACUCCCUACU
Morus notabilis is the source of this 1393-nucleotide messenger RNA. Its product is annotated as pectinesterase inhibitor 6. The record is from RefSeq and is a predicted model, not a curated record. Gene Ontology annotation, biological process: negative regulation of catalytic activity. Lineage: Eukaryota; Viridiplantae; Streptophyta; Magnoliopsida; Rosales; Moraceae. The transcript has a single exon. Bases 493 to 1107 code for a protein of 204 amino acids. Gene Ontology annotation, molecular function: enzyme inhibitor activity.